GUAUAUAGAUAUAGAGACCUUGAAGAACAGUCGCGUAAUUGGUUAACCCACAUACCAUUCCCAAGGACAAACAUAGAACUCACUUAUUAGUCUCUACUGGUAAUUUUUCUUCAUUUGGUUUGUUGUCUGCUAGACCUCACAUAAUAUUAAGUUCUGUUUUUUCUUUGUGUUCUAUCACGUAUAAUAAUUACGUAUCUCCAUUUUUCUUGUUACACAUGGUUCUAAAAGCUGUUUCUGAAAUAAGGCAUAUGCCUCAUAUGUUGGCAGAGAGACUUUGACGUACAAAAGUGGUAGUAUGAGAAACCAUUAGCCUAAUACCUGAGGCUUGAAAAAACCAGUGAAUAUUUAAAAGUUUAUCUAGUGUCUGUCAAAAAACCUUUCCCAAGACUUCUAACGUUUUAUCAAAGGCCCCAGACAACCAAAAAAGUUGAAAUAAAGGCGAACAAAGGGGAAAUAAAGGGGUAAAUGCUUUGGUAGCGAAAGGGAAAAACGCAUAAGAACGUCACCUUUCUCGCCUGUCCGGGGGAAAUAAUGCGGAUAUCCCCCUUUUUCGCCGUUUUGUCGAUAAAUUACUCACUUUUCGCCUAAAUAUCCGCAAAACAUAAAGCGUUUUAUGUUUUAUUUGUGCUUUGGCCAAUUGAAGUGGCAAAGUAGCAUGUGAACUAUCUCCAUAUAAAGUCCAGAUGUCGUAACGUGGAAUUCAGACGUCCGAACACUGGAAAACAAAUUGUGACCUCAUUCGUAAACUUUUGUAUAGAAACUUAACUUCGAAUAUUCGACUGUUGAUAUUGUUGGUUUUUAUUGUCUGAAGUAUAACUGAUGUGUCUUUAUCAAUAUAUACCGUAAGUAACGACGAUUAUUAAUUUUCUGCCUGAACAAUUUGUACCUCAUCACUUUCUAUGUCAGUCUUGCGUUACCGACUAUUUUGAAAACUGAUUUUUUACGCACAAUGUAGUCAUAACUUUCUAAAAUUUCCGCUUUUAAUAUUUAGUCUGAAUUAAUCGAUUCCGACAAAUCAUUGUAUACACAGAUGCCUAGUACAUUAUGGAAUCCGAUUUUUCCCAUACUGAGUAGGGAGUUUAGUUGCCGUAGUUUCAACUUAAUUCGACACUUCGAGCCGCAGACACCGAAAGAAGUCGGACCAAAUGAUCGGAACAAUCGCCUUCCUAAGUCGUAUGAAUUGAUGAUGCGAACCAUACAAAACAGAGUAGGUCCGACCCAGAGGCCCCGCAAAAGACUAUACACCAUAUUGCUUUCUCGUCGAGAGAACAAAAUGUCGGAAUCAGUUAGGAUGUCCACUCCCGAAGGGCGAGCGCUCAUUUUUAAGAGACUUAUUGAUGGACAAAAACGUUUGUGGCCGCAUGCUUGGUAGUUUGUUUGCUUCAACUUCCCAGACAUAUUUUUGAAAAUUUGUGUACUUCUAUUUCACUCUGUCUUCAAAUAUAGUGCGUAUUAACGACUAA
This is a messenger RNA of Schistosoma margrebowiei, 1463 nucleotides long. The record is from the annotation of a GenBank genome assembly. Lineage: Eukaryota; Metazoa; Platyhelminthes; Trematoda; Strigeidida; Schistosomatidae.